AUGUAUUCCCGCCCAGCAUUAUCAGCGCUCUCCGCCCUCCGACCGCGCCUCAACCCACUCCUCUCCCCCCGCUUCGCCUCCCUUCAAAAAUCCUUCCUCUCCACCGAAACCCGACAAGCAAUCGACAAAGCCGUCGCUUCCGCGCCCGUCGUCCUCUUCAUGAAAGGAACCCCCGAGACACCUCAGUGUGGGUUCAGUCGCGCGAGUAUUCAGUUGCUGGGACUGCAGGGCGUGGAUCCGGCGAAGUUUACGGCGUUUAAUGUGCUGGAGGAUGAGGAGUUGAGGGCUGGAAUCAAGGAGUAUUCGGAGUGGCCCACGAUUCCGCAGUUGUAUGUGGAAAAGGAGUUUGUGGGUGGGACGGAUAUUAUGAUGUCGAUGCAUCAGGAUGGAUCGUUGGCGUCGUUGUUGGAGGAGAAGGGGGUUUUGGCGGCGGUGGAAGGGGAGGGAGGCAGCAGUUCUUGAGGAGGAGAUGCGGAGGGAUGUAUCAGUACGGGGAAUGGAAGAGCAACGUCGAGAUGGAAUGGAAGGCGAGGAGCAGGCUUGCACCACGUCUCCUGCUUCGGAGUGAUAAGUGGGAU
This is a messenger RNA of Zymoseptoria tritici IPO323, 578 nucleotides long. RefSeq lists its product as uncharacterized. The transcript has 3 exons. The record is from RefSeq and is a predicted model, not a curated record. Bases 1 to 462 code for a protein of 153 amino acids. Lineage: Eukaryota; Fungi; Ascomycota; Dothideomycetes; Mycosphaerellales; Mycosphaerellaceae.